Messenger RNA from Bursaphelenchus okinawaensis, 6107 nucleotides. Lineage: Eukaryota; Metazoa; Nematoda; Chromadorea; Rhabditida; Aphelenchoididae. The record is from the annotation of a GenBank genome assembly.
AUGACUCAUUUUUCGGAAUUUAAAGGUUGGGAAUUAACACCGGAAGCUGAUCUCUACGUGGUAAUGUUCACAUACCAGAGUAGAAUUGGUAAUUUUGUUUUCAACUGACCCUUCAUAGACAAUAUGAUACGUGUUUACGGUGUUGUUUGGUAUUCGUUUUGAUAUCAUAUUAUUAACUAUGUUUGUAUAAGCUUAAUUUUAAUAGUUUGAGAGGACUCUUUAUAUUAUGGUACAUUUAGUACUAUAAUAUAGGUGUAAAUCGUGAACAAAAUCGAGAAACUGUUUUUUCUGAAAUUAAAAAAUUAAAAAAUGUAACUUUGAAGUUUAAAAAAGUUCGAAAGUGUGACUUUAGUUCAACAAAGCUUUAAGUCUUGACCCGGUCUGCCACUUGAAAUCAACUCACCCGGAAACUGUUAUCUCUACUACGUCAGUAACUUUAAGCUGCGCAAAUACAUGUACUGAUCUAUGCAAACAUUUCUCAUUUAUUGCGGUUUUGUAACGUCUGACGAACAUCCAAGUUUUGAAAAUAUUUUUAAACUUUUGAAAUUUCGAAGUUUUUAAUUUUUGAAUUUUAUAAAAGUGCUAUAACUUUUAUUUUACUUUGCGUUUUCCGUGAUUUUUUUUGAAGUGAGUAACUCUUUUCGAAAUUCCCUUCUCAAUGUUUAUUUUAAUGUUACAGAACCCUCAUACUCUCCUCUAAGCGACUGCAAUAUCAACGUUGAUGAGCACACCACAAUAACAAUAUUAGAUGCCAUCCGACCAUCUGAAGCCACUUCUACAGCAAUAACCUCUCCACAAACGUCAAACAUUCUAGCCACCAGUCCAGCACAGUUGGGCGCGGGUAGCCCGACCCGGCCAACUGGCUUUGGCACUCUCAAGGCCAAACCCAUGGCCCAAUCGCCAUGCCCCACCCGAACCCGCCCGAUGCGAAUCUACGGCGGAGAGUCCAGUGAUUCUUCUAACCAGAUGAGGCACAGUACCUCUAGCUCGCCUCUAACACCAUUGUCGGCCGGGUUGAGUAGUAGUAUGCAUGGGUUUGGCAACACUUUGUUAGGUGGGUUUGAACCUAAAACAUGGUUUUUAUCAAUUGAAAUUAAAGCAAAAAAAUGAAAAAGUAUUUAAUAUAAACUGGCUUUGUACUAUAUUUUAUCCUAAUCUUAACACGAAAAUCAUCUAUAUUCAAUCGUAUUUUAAAGUUUGCGCAAAAUGCGGUUUUGUGGGCGCAUUUGUACAUUAUAUUUUGUAAAAAAACAAAUUUUUGUGUUUUUUACUAAAGUUUGGGAUAAAAAUUUAACAAAAGUAUCUUCUAUUGUUAUCUAAAAUUUUUUUAGAAAAACACACAAGAUCUUCAUUAUCUUCAUCAAAUACAGCCUCACCCUUACUACCAACAGAAGGCACAAACUCUCCUCGUCUUGGAGAAGGUCAGUUGAUUCUACUUCAUCUCCCUUUUGGUCAACAUUCAAAGGUCAACGUGAGAUCGGGUGUCUCAGCUCGAGAUGCGAUUGCUGUCGUGCUCAGGAAACGGAACAUCGUGCCGGAAACGUGCACGGUGUGUAUAGAUGCGGAUCCGAUGAGUCCACAGAUCGAUCUUCAAGCAGAUUUGGGUGAAUUGGCAGCUCGAUUGGAGAGGAAUGAGCUUUGGGUACAUUCGGAGUGUAUGGAGCUGUUCAACUCGAUACAUCAUGAGUUUGUGCCUCGAACUUUUAGUGUCUUGAGUGUAGCCAACUGCGGAGUUUGUAGGAAGAUCAUUCUAGUGAAUGUGAGUUUUUUAGUAUAUGGUGGUCUUUUGGUUUAUGGUAGCGUUAUGUGGAAUUUGGUGAAAGUAUAAUAGUCUUAGUUUUUUGCCAUUCUUUUAUUAAUUGAACCGUUCAGGGUUACCGUUGUAAUCGAUGUCAAUUCACCUUCCACAAGAAGUGUUGGGGCCAAGUACCAGCUCUGUGUGAACCAGAUCAGAUAUCUUAUGACAUUAAUAAGGCCAACCAACUUCGAGAUGUCUGUGCCAAGUAUCAGGGACCUCAUGCAGCUAUGGCAGCUGACAUACUCGAUUCUUUAUUACCUGCUGAAAGCCCUAGUAAGUGUUAUCGUACUGUUGUUUGCUUUAGGGUUAGGAAAAGGUAUUAAAAUUUUGUUGGCAUUCUGGUAUAUCAUGAUAGAUAUUUUGUAUUGUUUAAGUUUUUUUUGAUUUAAGCUUGUUUUAAGCAAAUUAAAGAACUAAAAUAAAGUUUCAAAGCUGUAAUAAAGAGUGCAUGAUUAACAUAGAUGAAUAAUUUUGAUUUCAGACGAGAAGCCUAACAAAUCUCGAGAAAAUUUUCGUCAAACCGAAAGCAGCACACCUCGAGAGUUGUCAGAAUCUCCGUAUCCUCGUGAUAGAUCGAGUUCAGCUCCCAAUAUCAACAUAAUCAAGGAUGACUUUUCAUUGUCAGAGUUACAAUCCCUGAAGAUCACUUCUAACUCGUUACAUUCUGGCAGUCAGCAGUAUUCCCGUAGGUUUUAAACUUUUUAAGUAGGCUUUAAAGUUUUAAAUUUCAAAAAUAUUAGAAUAGGCUUUAGUUCGUAUAUUCUAAUGUACAUUUCUUUAUUAUUCACACCCCACCACUCUCCGGGAUGUUUGUUGUAAAGUACAAAUAAUCUUUUAGAUGACGCAUUGCCAGCCGGUUCGACGUCCACCGUGCAUUCGCUGGGCACGGCGCUAACACCGCCGCAAUCCGCCCCGCCGCAGAAAACCACGCACAUUUUCUUCACCGAACAACAACGGAUGAGGAGUAAAAGUAGGCAUAUAAAGGGUUAUUAGGAGAUAUAAAGGGGAUAAUACAAACAGAUUUAAGGCCGGCCGAGAGGUGUUGGCAGUACUAUAACAUUGCGUUUGGGGUUUGGGCAAGGUGUAUUUCGAUAUUAGGGAUGAGAAUGUGAAUGCAAUAUUUAUUUUAAGGCUUGGGUUUAUCUGCGCAGUCUGAAUAUAUGUAGAAUUAAUGUUUUAUAAGAUUUUUAAACUUAACAAUCAACUCAAAAUACUAAAAAUAUUUUAUGAAUUAAGCCAGUAAUAGGUAGUGUAUCUUCUCCUCGCCUCUUUUUGUUUGUUUUUUGCUCUAAUAAUUAUUAAUUUGCAAGUUUGGAGGAUGAUGUGAACCUUCUUUUAAUAGCUUUAAUGGCCGCUAUUUUAGGGACACAAAUUGUCAUAGUAUCAUGGCCUUUUAUAAUGCUUUUGCAAAACUAAGUUUGCUUGAAAUUGGGUUUAAGGUUUAAUUUUGAAAAGUUUAGCGCUACAUAGUAAUAGAAAAUGCAACAUUUUGGUGAAAAAGUAACAUUUAGAACAUAAUAUGACAUAUGGCAAAUUUAAAUUGAAAAAAAUUUAAUUUUGCAAAACUUGAAAUGACAAUUCGAAAUCGAUUUACAAAGCAUUGUUUGUUUGUUUUACAUAAGCCUCGAAGCAAACGUUUACAAUUAAAAAAAGAAAAAAACUUUUUGGUUUUUCUCUCCUUUUCUCUCCACUCUCUCUCCUCCCCACACUCUCUCACCCCGAUAGUGUUACUCUUUUGUCUACUCGUCUGGGUGUUAUAGCUACUUUUAUACUCACAUUAUAAAUGUUUUAUAAACUUUGGACAUGUAUGAAACAGUCUGAGGUAAAGAAAGAGUUUAAUCCCAAAAAUCUUUUCUUUUCUUCAUAACAACGACCAGUAGAUUUUGAGGUUUCCGUUUCGGGCCUCAGGCAUGGUUCGGCUUUCACGCUAAUUUUAAUGUUUUUUCGAAUGGCUUGAACAAUGUUUUUUGGGGGGUGUUCUGGAUGAGUUAAAUGUUGUUUUGAGGACAUUUUAAGCGGUUUUUGUUUUAUGUUGUUGUAGGGGUCUUUUUGGUGGGAAAACAGCAUUGUAAAUAUUCUUUGAGGUGAAAUUAAGUUUUUUGUUAUUGGGAAGGGGUAGGAAGAGAGAUUUUGUUAAUUUUGACGUUUUUGAAAAAUUAAUUUUUCUACAAACCUAAUGUAUUUUAGGUUUUUUCUAUUUUUAAAGUGUUUUUUUAUUAUUUUUUCGAAAAUUUAUUUUUUGAAGAAAAAAGGCUUUGAAACACAUUACUUUUUGACUAAACUAUAAUUUAUUCUACAAUAUCCUUUCACUUAUUUAAUUUUUUUAAAACUGUUAGUUUAAAACUGUUAUCACAAUUCUGAAAAGUGGAUGUAAAUCCAACAGUACGUUUUAUUAGUUACGUUCUUAGCCCGAAAUAUCUUAUUAAUCAGUCGGUUGCUAUGCCAAAGACGCAGCUUAUGUUUCCUCGGUUUUCUCUCACUUUUCUCUUAAAAAAUGGGUUUUAAGCAGUUGUACUUUGGUUUGAUUGUGACAGUUUGCAGGGGUUUUGAAGGAUUAGUAAUAUAACGUUACUUUUAUGUAAUGGUACCUUUAUUUAGAGGUGUUGUAUUGAGAUUGAAAGCUUUAGAGGUGUAAAGGGAGUUAUUUUUGAGAUGACAAAGAAAGUGGUGGCAUUUUAGGUCUGAAUUUAGUAUAAAAGGACGUUUUUGUAGAAAAUGUGUUAGGAAAGGAUUACAAAAAGUUUGGAAAUGGAAAGUAGUUUUAACUAUGACAUUCUUAUUGUAAUUCUGCUUUCGAAUCUUGUUGAAUUUUUAAAUAUUUUAGUUACAUAUCUCGUAUGUUGUUGUUUAUUUAUUGAAAAUGCUGUAGAUAAUAAUGUAACAUUAGGUGUAUCUUCAGAAAAAACGCAAACUUUUUUUAAAAUUUGCCAUACUUACUUUAAUUUUGCUUCAGGUCCAGGCGAGGCGCGUCUAUCGUCGCCCGGUUCCAACAGUGUCGCGAAGAUCGAAUCCGCCGGCUCGGCGGCGUCGUUGCUCACGGUGGAGGGCGGGUCACGUUUUGAGAUUACACGCCGUGGGGGCGAGCGAUUCAAUCGACGUCGCGCGGCGGUGGAGGAUUGGGAGAUUGGCAACGACAAGGUCAUCUUCAAGGAGCAGAUCGGCAAUGGUUCGUUUGGUACCGUCUACAAGGCCUACUACUUUGGUGAGUGUUUUGGUACUGUUUUUUGGGUUUUUAGGUACAUUUUAUUUGUUUUGGUACUGAGAUAUGAGCUGAGAUUGUAUAAUUACGUAACUUUUGAAUUUUAAAAAAUUAAAAUUUUACAAAAUCUGUUUUCAGGCCCAGUAGCCGUCAAGAAAUUGAACAUCAGAAGCCCAGGGCCAGAACUUCUAGCAGCCUUUAAGAAUGAAGUUACAGUACUCAAGAAGGCACGACACGGUAACGUUCUCAACUUCCUCGGCGUGAUCAGAGAACCAGAAUUAGCCAUCGUGACACAAUGGUGUCAAGGCUCCAGUCUCUACCGUCACAUCCAUGUAAUUGAACCCAAAGUAGAGUUUGAGAUGCAGACGAUUCUGGAGAUCUGCAAGCAGAUCUCGCAGGGCAUGAACUACUUACACAGCAAGAACGUCAUCCACCGUGAUCUCAAGACCAACAACAUCUUCUUGACAGAAGGAACCACCGUCAAGAUCGGAGACUUUGGCUUGGCCACGGUGAAGACCAGAUUUGAUGAUACCACGCACGGUGUGGUACCGAAUCCGAAUCCCACCGGCUCCAUUUUGUGGAUGGCUCCAGAAGUGAUCAGGAUGAAGUCCAGUAACCCGUACAGUACCAGUUCAGAUGUGUAUUCGUUUGGAGUGUGUCUGUACGAGCUACUGAGCGGAAUGUUACCGUACGAUGACAUCAAGAACAGAGAUCAGAUAUUGUUCAUGGUGGGGACGGGGCUUCUUAAGCCGAAUCUGAAUAAUCUGAGGAACGACACGCCCAAACAGUUCAGGACGUUGUUGGAAGAAUGCAUCAAGCACAAGCCUGAGGAACGACCUGAGUUUAGAUAUGUAAGUUGUAUUAUCUUGAAGGGGUGUUGAUUGGAAAUGACAUUUUUGGCGCAAGUUUAUAUUAAGUCUUUGAAAUUUGUAUUUGAUAUGAUAGUAACUGGUUUUUGGGAGAGGAUAUAUACCUUAUAUGGUUAGUUGAUUGAUAUUGUUGUAGAUCUACGGUGUGUUGGACAACAUUCGACUGCCCAAGUUGAAGAAGUCGGCUAGCGAGCCCAAUCUCCACUCACGACAUCACAACCGGUCCGGAUUCAACUCUUAA